AUGGAAACUUAAAUCACAUUAAAGAUAAAAACAUUAGAUAAUCAAAUCACUUCAUUAGUUGUAGAUCCAAAUAAUACAGUAUAAUAAUUGAAAUAAGUAAUUUAAACUCAACUAAACAUUCCUUUUGAUAAGUAAAGACUGAUUUACUAAGGGAGAGUUUUAGAGAACAACAAAACUUUAUAAGAUUAUAAAGUAUUUAGUAAAUGAAUUGACAUAGUUAUAAAAUGAUCAUGUUAUUUUAUUACCAGGAUAGCCAAUAUAAGAAGAUUAACUAGUCUAGAAUUAAACUCAAUAAUAAUAAUAGUAGUAAUAAACAUAAGGUGUUAAUGAAUUCCCUGAAAUAGAUAUCUUAAGUAACAUUCUAAGAACAUUAAGUAAAAGAAGUUAAUAUUUUAGGGCAACAUUAAUAUAAUCGAUAGAAUGUAAGAAGAAUGGUUCAAUAAUAGAGGAGUAAUGGUAUCAAAAUUCAAUAAUUUUUAAUUAGGUUUCAAUUUAGAUAAACAAUUGUCAUUAGAGAGUAUAAGAUAAAAUUACUAAACCCUUAAAUAGUUAUUAGAUUCUUAAGUGAAACCUGAAGAAGUAAAGCAAGAAGAUUUAUAAGGUAUAUAAUUAUAAUUAUAUUUCUAGGUGAAUAUUUAAAUCCAUUUGAUCCAAAGAAAAGGAAGUUUUAAGUUGGAUAAUGGAUUGAUGUAAAAGAUACGAUUGAUUAGUGGGUAUAAUAUAUUUUAUAAAUAUAUUUUAGCUUGAAGCAUAAGUAUAAAUAGUGGAAUAGGAUAGAGUUUUUGUUCAUUAUAAUGGUUGGGGUAAUAGAUGGGAUGAAUGGAUUGAUACUUAAUCUGCAAGAAUAGCUACUUUUCGAACUUAUACUGUAGGUAGUAUUAACUAAGAAUUUUUAUCUCCUAAUCCUGUUAGUGAUCCUGAUUGUGAAGUAGAAAAAUAAGAGAUUGAUAUGCACAAAUUCAUUUUUGAUGUUGGACAUAUGAUGAAUUAAGUUACUUAAUUAUUAAUAGAAUUUGGAAGAUUUGAAAACAACAAAAGAAUUGCUGAAAAAUAGAUAUAAUUAUAAUAACAAUACUAAUAAAUGUUAAUGAAUAAAAAUAAAGAAAUAAAUACUGAAUAGAACAUUCAAGAAAUGAUGAAAAAAGAAAAAGAACUAAAUGAAUAUGAAAUUAAAUCUAGUUUAAUUGGAUCAUAAUUAGCACCAAUAUUUGAUAGAAUGGGUAGAAUGAUGACAGAUUUGGCACCUCAUUUAGCUAUUAUGGGAUCUAAAACAUAAAGAGUCAAUAAUAAUAAUUAAUAAUAAUUGCUUUUUUAAGUUCCUGUAACUUUAACACCAAAUGAAAUGUACUAAUCAUAAUAAAAUGCUCCAACUCUUCAUAGUCGUCUAGAAAUAAUUAGCAAUAGACUUGCUAUACUAAGAAUGACUGAAUAUAUUCAAUAAGAAGAUAGUGAUGAUGAUCAUAUUAUUAUCUGA
Molecule: messenger RNA, 1474 nt
Organism: Paramecium pentaurelia
Lineage: Eukaryota; Ciliophora; Oligohymenophorea; Peniculida; Parameciidae
Source: the annotation of a GenBank genome assembly